AUGAUUGCUGUAGACAUUAUUUUUCCUGAAUAUACAUAUCGUGUUGUUGGUGUUUAUCUCAGUCCCAGUGGAACUGCCGAUCAACUGCGGAGUGAUGCUCAAUUGUUAUGUGAUGAACUUGAUGAUGUGCUGGACACACUGAAUACAAUUGUCGUCCUUGGCGAUUUUAACUGUCCAAAGAUUGAUUGGGACAACCUUUCUGCCCCAGGGAGGGAUCCUGAUACGCCUAGCAGAGAUUGUCUCAUUCUUGACCUCUUCUGUGGGUUAGGCCUUAAUCAACUUAUACAAUCACCAACCCAUAAGGCCGGGAACAUUCUUGACUUAGCGUUUUGUAACGACGACUGUGUGCAAGAUCUUCAGUUAUGCAACGGCCCAUUCAGAUCUGAUCAUUAUCUAAUUAAAUUCCAUCUUCUGAAUGAAAGUUUUGUUCAAAGCAACCGUGAAAAAUUUGACUUCGAAAAAACUGACUAUGAUGAAGUGAUUGCGAACCUGUCUGCUACAAACUGGAGAACGUUCUUUCUUUCAUGCAUCGAUGUUGAAGACAUGUACAAUACAUUUAUUCGAUAUCUGUGGUUCCUCAUUGAAGUAACAACUCCCCUGAAGCAUCUUGAAUCUCGUGGUAGCAUAAGUGACUUUAUUAAACGCAUCACCACGGAUAUUGAAUCUUCGAACGACCCAGUCGAAACUGAAAGACUGAGAGCCGUCCUCACGAAAGCCGUCAAGAGGAAGCGUAUCCUGUUGGAGAGCCGUAUCGCCAAAUCUCGCAACAGUAAAGAGAUCUUUUCGUAUGUCAAAAAACGUAUCACCAUCAAGGAUAACCUAUCUGCAAUUCGGCGAGAUGAUGGAUCUCUUGCGACGGACGAUGUCGAGAAAGCUGAGCUGCUGGCCAAGCAUUUUGCCAAAACUUAUCCCUCUACCGUUGCAACGGAUAGUGAAGCCUCAUCUACACCUAUCGAAGCCUACGCUCCUACUCGACAGGCUCCUCAACAAAUCAACGAUGUCUCCGUUCUGCCAGAAGAUAUUUUGAAACAUCUAAAUCAUAUGGAACUCAAACUAAGUACGAAUCCAGAAGGAAUUCCAGCAUACUUCUAUAAGAAAUGUGGUAUUGAUAUUUGUAUACCUCUCAGCUAUAUUUUUCGCCGUUCUCUUGAAGAUGGCGCUGUCCCACAAUUAUUCCAGAGAGCGAUCGUUACACCGGUGCAUAAAAAAGGCGCCGCGACUGAAGCAUCUAAUAAAAGACCUGUCUCACUGACUGUCGUUCCAUGUAAACUAUUAGAAAGUAUUAUUUGCGAAGCCAUUUAUAAUAACGCUAAUUCUCAAGGUCUUAUAAGUAACCAACAAUUUGCAUAUCGACCUGGUCUUGAUACGACUCUUCAAUUGCUGUCUACACAAUGUGAUUGGGCUCUGUUUUACUAA
This is a messenger RNA of Onthophagus taurus, 1416 nucleotides long. Lineage: Eukaryota; Metazoa; Arthropoda; Insecta; Coleoptera; Scarabaeidae. The record is from RefSeq and is a predicted model, not a curated record.